AUGCGCCUCGCGUACUACGCCGGCGCCUCCACGGCCGCAGCAGCAGGAUGUCUGCUCAAAGCCUUCCACCAACGACCAAACUUCUACAGCGCAACCGUCUACCUCUCGCAAUCCAAUGCCUGCCUCCUUAUCCUCACCAACCUCCUCCUCGUCCUGACCUGCAGCUUCAUCUACGCCUUACAACGAGCACUCUACGGCCCUCUACGACCAAUCGAGAUCGAGCAGCUGAGCGAGAAGGCAUGGUAUGCCGUCCUCGAUACCCUGCUGGCUAUGCCAAGCUUCCGCGAGGAUGUCGGAGGUUGGCUAUUAUGUAUGUUUGUGCUGUUGUUGGCGGGCAAGGUAUGGGGAUGGAUUGGAGAGGGCAGGGUGGAUAUUCUGGAGCAGGGACAACCGAUACCGCAGGGGACGAGCAAGAAAUGGUUCCACAUACGGCUUGCGACGAGUCUGGUAUUGAGUGUCGCGUUCGAUGUGGGCAUGCUGAAUUAUUGUGUCGAGAGCGUCAUGGCCGAUCCGCGACCGGGCAUGAUGGUCAUCUUCACUUUCGAAUUCGCGGUGCUGGCUGUGUUCAGUAUCUUCACCUUCUCGAGAUACUUGCUGAGUCUCAUGCAAGCUCAGAUCGAGGCGAAGCAGAUGCUAGAGGCUUUGGAAACAAGGAAGCAAGAGAUAAGAGCAGAGCGAGCAGCAGCACGACAGCAGGAAAUAGCAGAUGGCCGGCCAGCGCCUGCAUCGCCGCCUGACGAAGAGCCAAUUGAGGUGGACGAGAAUGAAGUGGAUGUUCCUGGCUGGGAAGAGAAGCGACGAUAUCUAUUCUUUCUGGAAGUGCUCACGGACUUUGUGAAGCUCGUGAUCUACAUUGUCUUCUUCACCGUCAGCAUCACUUUCAAUGGCUUGCCGAUGCAUAUCAUGCGCGAUGUCUACAUGACGUUUGCAUCAUUCAGCAAACGAGUCAGCGAUUUCGUGGCGUAUCGGAAGGCGACUAGCGAUAUGAAUACGCGAUAUCCAGACGCGACCACCGAAGAGAUCAGAGGCGAUGCAUGUAUCGUGUGCAGAGAGAGCAUGGUGGCAUGGGAACAGCCGGUGCCAGCUCAGGCGGGAGACCAACCAGCUGCUCCUGCUCAGCCACAAGCAAGAAAAGACGAAGGAUUGAGGGCGAAGAAGCUACCCUGCGGUCACAUAUUACAUCUGAGAUGUCUCAAGGCUUGGCUAGAAAGGCAACAAGUAUGUCCCACCUGUCGUCGACCAGUGAUACAAGCACCGGAGGCAGCAGCCGGAGUUCCAGGCCAACCAGGUGCAGUACCAGGCAACGGCGCAGCUGGAGCGGCAGGUGCACCACAUGGAGGACCUGGCGGAGCACGUCCUCGUGCUGGACGGGCACGAAUCUUCAACUUUGGACCACUUCGUGUUGGCUUCUUGAACGGGCCGGGUGACCAGAUCCAGCAGGUCAUCAACCAGAUGCGGAACCCUCAGGCUCCUGGCCAAGCGGGCGCACAAGGUAUCGAUGCAGCACAGCAAGGUCCGAAUCACCUAGGUCUGCAGGUACCAUAUCUGCCCGGUGCGGUGGGUAUGCCAGCUUUGGCCAAUGGUGGUGCGAGAGCUGCGGUGCCUACACAAGUGCAAUUUUUGCAGAUUGAGCAGCGGAUCAUACAAGAAGCGCAUAAUCUUGGUGUCGAGCAACAACAGCUAGCGACGCUGAGAAUAAUGGAAGCUGAAUUGGCGAGACUGAGGACAUUACAUAUUCCAGGGCAGCAACCUGUAGGCAUGGCUGGUGGCGCACAACGACAAGUUCUCCAUUUUCCAGCGCCUAGUGGGUUGUUCGCUGGGCCUGCACCAGCAUACCCGCAGCACUAUGCUGCAGCAAUGCCACAGCAGGAAACACUCCAUGGAAACCCUAGUCAGACUAUGGGAGCUGGUCACGAGUCUUUGCCGCAGGGUAUGGUGUUGCCUGAAGGCUGGACAAUCAUGCCUUUGCAACGAAAUCGUGGUGUCAUGCCAGCAGCUCAAAGUACGCAGCAGCAGCCGCCUAUACAGACUACGACGAAUUCCCAGCCGCAUGUGGACGGUACUGUUCCACAGCAUGCCCAUGCAUCGUCCUCGACCCCGGUAGCCGCGCAAGCUACAUCUUCCGUUCCCUCUCACACAGACCAAGGGCCAACAGACGAUCGAGGCUCGCCGCUCUUCACUCCAGCAGCCGCCGCAGCAUCAUUGACGCCUCAAGCAGGGCCUUCAUCGCCAGGCCCGUCAACGCAGUCGGCAGAACCUAGCUCGCAGCAGUCUCAAGGACCAGCGGCGCCAUGGUCAUCGAAAAAUGGUGGCUGGGGUUUCGAUGGCAGCUCGGUGAAUUAUCAGAACAGUGGUGAGGCUAUGUCGAGUGCGCAGGCCCAAGAACAGCAGGGUCUGGGUGAUAAGGGUAAGGGGAAAGCUGCGGAGGUUGAGGAUGCUGAAGAGGAUGAGGUGUUGUAG
Recurvomyces mirabilis is the source of this 2460-nucleotide messenger RNA. It is a transcript of the gene HRD1, whose product is annotated as E3 ubiquitin-protein ligase hrd1. NCBI's taxonomy places the organism in Eukaryota, Fungi, Ascomycota, Dothideomycetes, Mycosphaerellales, Teratosphaeriaceae. The transcript has a single exon. The coding region runs from base 1 to 2460 and encodes 819 amino acids. The record is from RefSeq and is a predicted model, not a curated record.